AGAUGCUGCAUGUGUGUAUAGGCUUCCAAACUGAUUACUCAAAGUGAGGAUCACGCCUGGUCCCUCCAGAGUAUAAGACAACAGUGCUCCAGGAGCCCAAGACAGAGCCACAGACUUCGGGGAUCCCUGACCCAGGUCCUGCCCUUCAUCCCAGCCUCCUGUUGAGUCAUUUCCUUACACUGAAAAUGUCCGUUUUGGAGGAGAACCCAGGUGUGAAAAUGGACUGUGAAGACUGGGAAAGAGAUGAACUUCAGUGCUCCUCAGAAGACCCAGUCAGAGAUGCCUUGGAGCCAGGCCCCAGCCUCACCUCCAUGAAUUCUGCCCAUGCAGGUCCAAGAGUGAAGGCCAAGGGCCCGGAGAAAUUCACCAUCCAUGACAGGGAUCACAAAGUUUUGGUCCUGGACUCUGAGACCCUCAGAGCAGUUCCGGAUAAGACCUACAUACUCCCAGAAACCUUCUUUGUAUUAGCCUCCCGUGUGAAGUCAGCUUGUGAGAACAAAGGAAGCCCCAUUCUCCUGGCCGUCUCAAAAGGCGAGCUCUGUCUCUGCUGUGACACGAAGAAAGGGCAAAGCCAGCCAUCCCUGCAGCUGAAGAAGAAGAAACUUUCUAACCUGGCUGCCCAGAAGAAACCGACAUGUCUGCCCUUCAUCUUUUAUCGGAAUAAAGUGGGCUCUUGGAAUACCUUAGAGUCGGCUGCCCACCCUGAAUGGUUCGUCUGCACCUCCAACCAUCCUGGGGAACCAGUUGGAAUGACAAAAUGUCACGGAAGAAGGAAACACACUGAGUUUUCAUUUCAGCACAUCUGCAAUGCUGAAAUGAGCCCCAGUGAAUACUCACCAGGAGAGGCGGGUAUAGCUUGGGCAGUUAGGCUGGAGCUGGAUCCUGGAAGUGUUGGCCAGAGGCUUCUGCCACCAGAAUCGGAGCCUGCCGAGGUGGAGGCUCUACGACCUCCAGGAGAGCUGGCGGAGGAGCAGUGGCUGCUGCAGGAACUUCACCUGGCCCUGAAUCGGGCGUGA
This is a messenger RNA of Dama dama (fallow deer), 1016 nucleotides long. It is a transcript of the gene IL37, whose product is annotated as interleukin 37. The record is from RefSeq and is a predicted model, not a curated record. NCBI's taxonomy places the organism in Eukaryota, Metazoa, Chordata, Mammalia, Artiodactyla, Cervidae. Gene Ontology annotation, cellular component: nucleoplasm. Gene Ontology annotation, molecular function: cytokine activity. The transcript is spliced from 7 exons. Bases 186 to 1016 code for a protein of 276 amino acids. Gene Ontology annotation, biological process: cellular response to lipopolysaccharide; cytokine-mediated signaling pathway; inflammatory response to antigenic stimulus.